CCUCCAUCCCUCCACCCCGGUGUCCCCCUUUGCCCCCAAGUGUCCCCGUGUCCCCCCCGUUCCCCUGUGCCCCCAGUGUCCCCCGGCGUGCCCGCGGCGAUGCCGGAGGCCGUUCACUACAUCCACCUGCAGAACUUCAGCCGCUCGCUGCUGGAGACGCUCAACGGGCAGCGGGUGGCGGGGCAGUUCUGCGACGUCACCGUGCGCAUCCGCGAGGCCUCGCUGCGCGCCCACCGCUGCGUGCUGGCCGCGGGCAGCCCCUUCUUCCAUGACAAGCUGCUGCUGGGCCACUCGGCCAUCGAGGUGCCGCCCGUGGUGCCCUCGGCGGCCGUGCGGCAGCUGGUGGAGUUCCUGUACAGCGGCAGCCUCGUGGUGGCACAGUCGGAGGCGCUGCACAUCCUCACCGCGGCCUCGGUGCUGCAGAUCAAGACGGUCAUCGACGAGUGCACCCAGAUCAUCUCGCAGAGCCGCGGCCCCGCCGUGAUGCCCCCGGCCCAGAAACUGCCGCCGGGGCCGCCGGCGGAGCUGGAGAACUUCUCGGAGCCGUUGCCGAGCGGCCACAGCCGGAAGCAGCGGCAGCCGCUGCGCCUCGCGCCGACGCUCAAGGAGGAGGAGGAGGCGAAGGAGGAAGAGGAAGAUGAGGACGGCGGUGCCCAGGAGGGCGUUGUCCCGCCCGGUGCGGCCCUCCCGGCUUUCCCGGCACCAGACCCACCAUUUUUCGGUGCCCCCGAGGCAUUCCCAGACACGUUCCUGGCACCCUGGGCCGGCGACGACGGCGGCACCGCAUUCGGGGCAGAGCGUGGACGGGAGGCACUGUGCGGGGACGGGUUUGGGUUUGGGGCACCCCCGGCAUUGCCGCCACCCUACGAGGGUGGGACAGAGGCGGGGGGAGCCCCCCCAGUGCCCACGGUGCCCCCAGUGGGGCCCCUGCGCGGCCCCCAGCCCCCCUACCAGUGCGGGCACUGCCAGAAGAGCUUCAGCUCCCGCAAGAACUACACCAAGCACAUGUUCAUCCACUCGGGUGAGAAGCCCCACCAGUGCUCCAUCUGCUGGCGCUCCUUCUCCCUCCGGGACUACCUGCUGAAGCACAUGGUGACCCACACGGGCGUCCGCGCCUUCCAGUGCGGCGUCUGCUGCAAACGCUUCACCCAGAAGAGCUCCCUCAACGUCCACAUGCGAACCCACCGCCCCGAGCGCUUCCAGUGCCGCCUCUGCACCAAGGGCUUCUCCCACCGCACCCUCCUGGAGCGCCACGCCGCCGCCUCUCACCCCGGGCCCCCCCCGGGGCCCCCGCCGGGGCCGCCACCGCUGCCGCCGGAGGCCGGAAUGGCCGCGUGGCCGGGGACUGACGCCGCGGGCGCCGGCCCCGCUCACACGGCGUGA
Molecule: messenger RNA, 1383 nt
Organism: Lepidothrix coronata (blue-crowned manakin)
Lineage: Eukaryota; Metazoa; Chordata; Aves; Passeriformes; Pipridae
Gene: ZBTB45
Product: zinc finger and BTB domain containing 45
Exons: 2
Coding region: 100-1383 (427 amino acids)
Biological process (GO): regulation of immune system process; regulation of cytokine production; negative regulation of transcription by RNA polymerase II
Molecular function (GO): protein binding
Source: RefSeq, a predicted model, not a curated record